AUGUUUUGGCAAAAAUUAGUGAUUGUAUUGCUAAUAUUUUUUUCUAUUCUUCUUUAUCGUACGUAUGUGGUAUUUAAACCCGAUAAAGAUAUAUUUAAACCAUGUUCAUCAUCAAUUGAUAAUCAUUCUUUAAAUUUUGAUCAUCAACGUCUUAAAACUUUUCAAACAUUACUUCAAUUUCAAACAAUAUCCUACGAUGAACAUAACCAAAAUUUCGAUGAAAUAAAAAAAUGUCGAGAUUUUAUUCGAAAACAUUAUCAUGGUUUAACAAAAGAAUAUUCCAAAUUUGUUCAAGUACAUAGUAUUGCUGAAUAUUCAUUAUUAUAUUCUAUUCAAGGAAAGAAUUCAAAAUUAAAACCAUUUCUUUUAUCUGCUCACAUGGAUGUUGUACCAGCUGGAAAUUUAGAACAUUGGAAAUAUCCACCAUUUGAUGGUUAUUCAGAUGAAGAAUUUGUUUAUGCACGUGGUACACUGGAUGACAAAGGAAAUCUUUUUACUAUGAUGGAAGCUGUUAAGGAAUAUUUAAAUGUUUAUGGUCAACCAUCUCGAACAUUUUAUGUAGCUUUAACACAUAAUGAAGAAGUAAGUUUAUCAGGUGCUGCUGGUAUUGCUCAUUAUCUUUCUAAACAACCGUUUGGACAUAAUGGUCAAUUUGAAUUUAUACUGGAUGAAGGAACUAUUAUUCUAGAAGAUGCAUUUCCAACUCUUAAAAAUCCUCUUGCAAUGAUUGGAGUUGCUGAAAAAGGUUGCGUAACUAUUGAAUAUCGUAUUGAUAUUGCUCCAGGUCAUUCAAGUAUGCCAUCAGCACCAACGGCAAUUGGUAUAUUAGCUCGUGGUGUUGAUAAACUUGAAAGUACACCGCAACCAUCACAAUUUGGUCGUGGACCUGAAAUGGGUGUUUUCCUUGGUGUAACACCUUAUUUAUCGUUUCCAUUACGAUUAGCUAUGAGUAAUAUGUGGUUAUUUAGUCCUGUUAUUCAAUGGGUUCUAUCUCGUAAACCAGCAACAGAUGCUAUGCAACGUACAACAACAGCAGUAACACAUAUUUCUGGUGGAGAAAAAGAUAAUAUUUUACCAACAUCAGCUUCAGCGACUGUUAAUCAUCGUUUACAUCCAGCUGAUUCAUGUCAAAAAAUUCUUAAAUUUAAUCGCCAAAUAAUAAAUGAUGAUCGUCUUGUAGCUCAUGUCAAGCAAUGUGAUGAACCCUCACCAAUAUCACCACAUGGAAAAAAUAUUUAUCCAUAUCGUAUUCUUGAACAAACUAUACGUCAAACAUUUAUACAAGAUAGUGAGCCAAUUAUUGUUGUACCUGCUCUAAUGUUAGGUGGUACAGAUAGUAAAUCAUAUACAAAUUUAACAAAAAAUAUAUAUCGAUUUUCUCCAUUUAUCUAUCGUCAUGAGGAUUUAAGUCGUCUUCAUGGUGAUAAUGAACGUAUAAAACAUACUGAUAUGCAACGUGGAUUAAAUUUUUAUUUUCAUCUUAUUCUUAACAAUCAACUUGAACACAUACCUGAUACAACUUUAAGAUCAGAAAUUUAA
This is a messenger RNA of Adineta steineri, 1539 nucleotides long. The record is from the annotation of a GenBank genome assembly. NCBI's taxonomy places the organism in Eukaryota, Metazoa, Rotifera, Eurotatoria, Adinetida, Adinetidae.